Molecule: messenger RNA, 336 nt
Organism: Racocetra persica
Lineage: Eukaryota; Fungi; Glomeromycota; Glomeromycetes; Diversisporales; Gigasporaceae
Source: the annotation of a GenBank genome assembly
AUGUCAGGGUCAGUCGUACUUAAGACUUCUAUGUUCCAUAGAAUAAUUGAGGAUUUCAUUAUACAAGGUGGUGAUCCAACUGGAACUGGUCGUGGAGGUUCGUCGAUCUAUGGCAAAUUCUUUGAAGAUGAGAUUCAUCCAGAUUUAAAGCAUACAGGCGCUGGUAUCUUAAGUAUGGCAAAUUCUGGUCCAAGCACAAAUGGCAGUCAGUUUUUCAUAACGUUGGCACCUACACCGUGGUUGGAUGGAAAGCACACUAUUUUUGGAAGGGUGAAUGAAGGUAUGAGAGUUGUCAAGCGCAUGGGACUUGUUAAGUGUGAUUCCAAUGAUAGGUAA